ACCAAACUCUGCCACCUUCUAUCCGCAUAUAGUCUUUGCUUCGGGCGUUCAGGUUAUUGCUGUUCAGCAUGCAAAUCUGGGUUAAAGUGGCUGUUCUUGGGCUCCUGGUAAUGGGCUCUUGGGCUCAGGGGGUGAUGCCCACUUUCAGCUUGCCUCCCUGUGAUUCCCCGGAGGCUGAAACGGCGGCUCUGGUGGCGCAGGAUUUCCUCAACGCUCAGCACACCCACGGUUACAAAUAUGCCCUGAAUCAGAUUGAGAAAAUCAAGAUCCUCUCCAAGCCAGGUCAGCCAGACACGUAUCUUCUGGAGUUGGAUUUGCUGGAAACUACAUGUCACGUCUUGGAUCCAACACCAGUGAGCCUGUGUCCAGUCAGACAAAAGCGAACUACGGCUGUUGAAGCAGAUUGUGAUUUUGCCCUGACAAAUACAACUCAAGGUCUGUCUGUUGUGGCAUUCAAGUGUAAAACCGAAACAGAAUCGGAGGAUGAAUGCCUAGGCUGCCCUAGCCUCGUUCCAUUUAAUGACACAGAUGGCCUCCAACUCAUUGAAAAGUCUUUAGAUAGUUUCAAUAAAAACAAUACGCUAAACAAGUUUGCACUCCUUGAAAUUGGACGAAUGGCAUCCCAGAUUGUCAGUGGUGGACCCAAAUACUUUGCAGAAUAUGCCAUAAUUGGGACUAACUGCACGAGUUAUGAUGAUGACAUAUGCAUCCCUCAGAAUCACACUGUUGCUAUUCAUGGCCUCUGUCGAGCUGAAGGUUCUGCCAAUCUGAAUGAUGUUGACUGCAAAAUCUUCAGCCCAACCCAAACUGUUGACCCCGCGAGCAAUGCCACAGUGCGAAUCCAACAACUUCUGCAUGCACACACCUUUGGACCCCAACAUCACCCGACCAUCCAUGACCUCAGCCAUCACAAGCUGACUGCACUUCAUGACCCUGCGAGAAGCGGCCUGCUCUCAGAAUCGGAUGAAUCAGCUGAGGUAGUGGUGGUUGUGCCACCAAAGGAAGCGCCGGUUGUAAAGAGGGAGGUUUCUGCACCAGAAGGGCCAGCAGUAGAUGCACCAGUAGUGCCAGAAUUAAAUGCAACAGUAAUGGCAGAAAAACCACUCAUUCUUUCAGAUCCAAUCCUCCUCGCUCCUAUCUGUCCAGGAAAAAAGAAACAUUUCUGACUUGUUCCUAUUUCAUGAACCAUCCUAUAUACAGUAGUCGUCAUUUGAAGUCGAUCAAAUCCUUUCAUUAAAGUUAUACAUGCAUUUUGAACAAUACUCAACUUUUUUGAUCCACUUCAAAUGUUGACUACUGUAGAUAAGAUUAAGUCCUACUUGUUUUGGUCUCCUGACUUAUCCUGUUGAGUUUUGAGAUUGCCAUCAAACUUAUAACUGCAAUCAGUCAGGAUUAAAUGCUUUAUAACAAAACCGGUACAAUUCAAGGAUAUCCUUGUUAUUCUGUGGUGCUGAAAUAAAAUGUUUACCUUGACAAUAUGUCAUUAAAUAUCGAUGACCCAUAAGUGGGACAGA
Messenger RNA from Pimephales promelas (fathead minnow), 1514 nucleotides. RefSeq names its product alpha 2-HS glycoprotein a (gene ahsga). Gene Ontology annotation, molecular function: cysteine-type endopeptidase inhibitor activity. The record is from RefSeq and is a predicted model, not a curated record. Gene Ontology annotation, biological process: negative regulation of endopeptidase activity. Lineage: Eukaryota; Metazoa; Chordata; Actinopteri; Cypriniformes; Leuciscidae. Gene Ontology annotation, cellular component: extracellular matrix; blood microparticle; extracellular region.